CCGGGGCCGGGGCCGGGGCCGGGCCGGGCGUGCGGGCGGGCGGGCGGCAGCGCCAUGGCCGGGCCGCGGGGCGCGCUGCUGGCCUGGUGCCGCCGCCAGUGCGAGGGCUACGGCGUGGACGUGCGCGACCUCAGCGGCUCCUUCCGGGACGGCCGGGCCUUCUGCGCCAUCCUGCACCGCCACCGGCCCGACCUGCUGGAUUUUGACUCGCUCUCCAAGGACAAUGUCUUUGAGAAUAAUCGGCUGGCCUUUGAGGUGGCCGAGAAGGAGCUGGGGAUCCCUGCCCUCCUGGACCCCCAGGACAUGGUGUCCAUGCGUGUCCCCGACUGCCUCAGCAUUAUGACCUACGUGUCCCAGUACUACAACCACUUCGCCGGCCCGGGCCAAGCAGGGGUCUCGCCCCCCGCAAAGGGCCUGGCGCCUUCCUCCCCGCCCGCGGAAGUGCCUAGUCCAGUGGAACCGGGAGCCGGAACUCAGGACGAGGAGCUGUCCUCGGGCGCCCACCGACCCCCUAGCAGCACGUGCGCGGCCUGUGGGCAGCACGUCCACCUGGUGCAGAGGCACCUGGCAAAGGGCAGGCUCUACCACCGGCACUGCUUCCGGUGUCGCCACUGCGCCAGCACCCUGCUGCCCGGGGCUUACCAGAGCGGGCCGGAGGACGGCACCUUUGUGUGUGCCGAGCAGUGCGCCAGGCUGGGCCCAGGGGCGCGGUCGGGGGCCAAGCCGGGGCCCCCCCCGCAGCCGGGCCAGCAGGCGCAGCCGCAGGCCGAGGACUUGGAGAGAGGCAGCCCAGGCCCCCGUGCGGACGCCGCGCCCGAGGUGGACACCCCCAGGGCUGGCCCCGAGGCCCGGCCCCAGGUCCCCGCCAAGCCCCAGCUGGCGAGCAGACCCCCGGAGCGGGCCAGCUCCCCGGCCGGCCGCCCCACCCCGGCCCCCAGGAAGGCCGCGGAGGGCCCGGCGCUGACCCCACCCACGCCGCGGCCCCGCUCUAGCCUCGCGCACGAGAGCGCAGAGCCAGGGGGCAGCAGCCUUGUGAACGGACGGCUGCACGAGCCCCCGGUGCCCAAGCCCAGGGGGACGCCCAGGCUGUCCGAGAGAACGCCAGCCCCCAGGAAGGACCCACCGUGGAUCACACUGGUGCAGGCCGAGCCCAAGAAGAAACCGGCCCCCCUGCCCCCCGGCAGUCCCGGGCCCCCCAGGAGGGCAGACGGUGGGGGCCAGGAGGAGGGGGGCACCCAGCAGAGCCCCGCGCCCGCCGGCCCCGAGCCCAAGCCCUACAACCCCUUUGAGGAUGAAGAGGAGGAGGAGGAGGAGGAGCAGCCCCCCGCUGCUCCCAGCCCGGCUGCCGUGUCUGCCUUGUCGCCCCCCGAGCCCACCUCCAAGUCCCUGCACCCCUGGUACGGGAUCACCCCCACCAGCAGCCCCAAGACCAAGAAGCGCCCCGCCCCUCGAGUGCCCAGUGCCUCUCCACUCGCCCUCCACGCUGCCCGCCUCUCUCACUCCGAGCCCCCCUCAGCCACCCCGUCGCCCGCCCCGAGCGUGGAGAGUCUGUCGUCCGAGGGGUCCAGCCAGCCCGGCCCUGGGGAGCUGCUGGCGCCGCCCACCGUGCCCAAGAGCUCCUCGGAGCCUGCGGUCCACGCCCCGGGCCGCCCCGCCACCUCCGCCAGCCUCUCGGCCGCCUCCUCCUCGUCAUCCUCUGCGGAGCUGCUGGAGUCUCGGGGGGAGCAGACCCCCCAGGCCAGCCCGGCCCUGGCCCACAGUGGCCGGGGCAGCCCGCGGCCCCCGCCCACCAAGCCCACCCCACCCCCCAUGGGAGACCGGAGCCCGGCGCCCUCCUCCGGAACCUCGUCUCCACAGCUGCAGGUAAAGUCUUCCUGCAAGGAGAACCCUUUCAACCGGAAGGCGUCACCCACAGCGUCCCCGGCUGCCAGAAAGGCCACCAGGGGGUCCAAGCCAGCGAGACCCCCGGCGCCCGGUCACGGCUUCCCGCUCAUCAAGCGCAAGGUGCAGGCUGACCAGUACAUCCCCGAGGAGGACAUCCACGGCGAGAUGGACGCCAUCGAGCGCCAGCUGGAUGCCCUGGAGCACCGCGGGGUGCUGCUGGAGGAGAAGCUGCGCAGUGGGGUGAACGAGGGCCGUGAGGAUGACCUGCUGGUGGACUGGUUCAAGCUCAUCCACGAGAAACACCUGCUGGUGCGCCGGGAGUCGGAGCUCAUCUACAUCUUCAAGCAGCAGAACCUGGAGCAGCACCAGGCCGACGUGGAGUACGAGCUCCGCUGCCUCCUCAACAAGCCAGAAAAGGACUGGACAGAGGAAGACCGGGUCAGGGAGAAGGAGCUGAUGAAGGAGCUGGUGACGCUCAUCGAACAACGCAACGCCAUCGUCAACUGCCUGGACGAGGACCGGCAGAGGGAGGAGGAGGAAGAUAAGAUGCUGGAGGCCAUGAUCAAGAAGAAAGAGUUCCAGAAGGAGGCUGAACCCGAGGGCAAGAAGAAGGGCAAGUUCAAGACCAUAAAGGUGCUGAAGCUGCUGGGGAACAAGCGCGAGGCCAAGAGCAAGUCCCCGGGGGACAAAAGCUAGCCCGGCCGUGGCGUG
Molecule: messenger RNA, 2595 nt
Organism: Sorex araneus (European shrew)
Lineage: Eukaryota; Metazoa; Chordata; Mammalia; Eulipotyphla; Soricidae
Gene: MICALL1
Product: MICAL like 1
Exons: 16
Coding region: 55-2580 (841 amino acids)
Molecular function (GO): protein binding
Source: RefSeq, a predicted model, not a curated record